This is a messenger RNA of Amphimedon queenslandica, 517 nucleotides long. Its product is annotated as apicidin F cluster transcription factor apf2-like. Bases 79 to 510 code for a protein of 143 amino acids. The record is from RefSeq and is a predicted model, not a curated record. The transcript is spliced from 4 exons. NCBI's taxonomy places the organism in Eukaryota, Metazoa, Porifera, Demospongiae, Haplosclerida, Niphatidae. Gene Ontology annotation, molecular function: protein binding.
AGGAAGUAGUCAUGUAUAAAUAGGCCACAAGCUGGUCAGACUGCAGGUUGUCUUCUUACUCUUGAGUUGGCUCAAAGAAUGGCUAGAAGAAAGGCUGAUGUUGCUAUUUCGAUGGAACAUCUGGGAGGUGGCCCUAUAAUCAUUAACAGCAGGAAUGCUACUGAUAAAAAUGGUCGCACAAAACUUCACAGAGCUUGUAUGAAUAGUGACUAUGAUAAAGUUGCUGAAUUGUUACAGAAGGAAGGAGUGAAUAUUAUUGCUACUGAUAAAAACAAGAGUACACCACUUCAUCUUGCUUGUACUGCUGGUAAUGAAAGAAUCGUGGAUCUUCUUAUUAAGAAAAUUGCUGACCGUCUUGCACCUGCUUUGCAAAGAAAUUUUAUCAAUUCAACUGAUGGAAAUGAAAACACACCACUUGGUAUUGCCUGUUAUAAAGGACAUACCCAGGUAGCUGAACUGCUAUUGAACCAUGGAGCUGAUAUCAACCACACUAAUAGCCAACAAGUAUGAGACAUUA